AUGGAAGACGCUGAGCUCGAGAGGAUCCGCAAAGCCCGACUGGAGCAGCUCAAGGCCCAGUCGGCUGCCAGACCCGGCGCCACGAACGGCGCUGAUCAGGAGCAGAGGAAACAGCGCGAAGCCGAAGCCCGCCAAGCAAUCCUGAACCAAAUCCUCGAGCCCGAGGCUGCCGACCGUCUGGGCCGUAUUCGCCUCGUGAAGGAGCAGCGCGCGACGGAUAUCGAGAAUCGUCUCAUCAUGCUGGCACAGACGGGGCAGCUGCGCCAAAAGGUCACGGAGGACCAGCUCAAGGAGCUGUUGAACGCGGUUGCGGAUACGAAGGAGGAGGAGAAGAUCGUUGUGAGCAGACGGAAGGGGUGGGAGGAUGAGGAUGACGAUUUGUUGGAUCUUUAA
This is a messenger RNA of Thermochaetoides thermophila DSM 1495, 393 nucleotides long. RefSeq lists its product as uncharacterized. The record is from RefSeq and is a predicted model, not a curated record. The coding region runs from base 1 to 393 and encodes 130 amino acids. The transcript is spliced from 4 exons. Gene Ontology annotation, cellular component: nucleus; cytosol. Gene Ontology annotation, molecular function: DNA binding. Lineage: Eukaryota; Fungi; Ascomycota; Sordariomycetes; Sordariales; Chaetomiaceae.